UGAAUGAAGGAACACAUUUCAACUACCACAAGACAUGCCCCUUUCGUUUCCCGUUUUGGUGCCUCACAAACAUUUCCUUCUUCUUCUGCUUAUGCUGCUCCUCCUUUGAGACAAGGUUUGAGGUUUCAUCUUGUUUAUCAUCAACUUUGUUUUUGUGUUUUUUCAAAAAAGAAGGAGCUCAACACAAUAAAGUGAAACUUAUUACAAGUUAAUUUGGAGAAGUUGAGUUGCAAGUGAAAACUACUAAUUAUAAUGGGAUUCUUCCACCUAGCCUUGUUUGUGUUUCUGGUUUCUCCUCCUCUUAGUUUGGUUAUGAGUAAAGAUAUCGAACACGGUUCGCUUAUCGUCGAUGGAGCUCGAUCGGUAGCUGAUACCGACGAUAACUUCAUCUGUGCCACCAUUGAUUGGUGGCCUCAAGAUAAGUGUGACUACAACAAUUGUCCAUGGGGAAAUACAUCUAUUAUAAAUUUGGACUUGUCUCAGCCUUUACUGACCAAGGCUAUCCAAGGUCUCAAGCCUUUGAGGAUAAGAAUUGGAGGUUCAUUGCAAGAUCAAGUGUUGUAUGAGGUAGGGAAUUUGAAGUCCCCAUGCCAACAAUUUCAGAAGAAGAAUGGUGGAUUGUUUGGAUUCUCAAAAGGAUGCUUACAAAUGAAAAGGUGGGAUGAGCUUAACCAAUUCUUCAACAAGACAGGGGCAAUUGUGACAUUUGGCUUGAAUGCCCUAAAUGGGAGGCGCAAGACGAAACGUGCUGCCUGGGUAGGAGAUUGGGACAUUACUAAUGCUCAUGAUUUCAUAAGCUACACUAUUUCAAAGGGAUACCAAAUCGAUUCGUGGGAAUUCGGUAAUGAGUUGAGUGGUAAGGGCAUUGGUGCAAAUGUUGGUGCAGCACAAUAUGGAAAAGAUUUGAUAAAGCUUAAACAAAUUCUAAACACAAUGUACCAUAACUACAAGUUCAAACCUUCACUUAUAGCACCUGGAGGAUUCUAUGACAAGAAUUGGUUUGAUAAACUUCUUCAGGUCACAGGUUCUGGUGUACUCAAUGCACUCACUCAUCACAUAUAUAACUUGGGCCCAGGUAGUGAUGUGAAUCUUGAUUCUAAGAUCCUAGAUCCUGAGCGUUUGAGCAAUGUAGAAUCAGUAUUCAGCAGCAUGUCAGAGACAAUUAAGAAAUAUGGUCCUUGGUCUGCUGCAUGGGUUGGAGAAGCGGGUGGUGCAUACAACAGUGGUGGCCGUGAUAUCUCUGACACUUUUGUUAAUAGCUUUUGGUACUUAGAUGAACUUGGAAUAGCAUCAAAAUACAACACAAAGGUUUAUUGCAGGCAGAGUUUAAUUGGAGGAAACUAUGGUCUUCUCAAUACCACCACUUUCUCUCCCAAUCCUGAUUACUACAGUGCACUUUUGUGGAAUCAGCUAAUGGGGAAGAAGGUUCUUUCAGCUUCAAGUGAUGUUCUUUCACCUUUUAUACGUACUUAUGCUCAUUGCUCAAAAGGCAGAGAUGGUGUAACAUUUUUGCUGAUCAACUUAAGCAAUAAGACUCAUUUCUUACUAACAAUUCAUGACCGUGAGUCAAAAGAAGAUGGUGCCAAACACAUCCUAAAAGAAACCUCGGUUUCUAGUCAUAUCAAAAGUGCAUUUUCAUGGGUUGGAACAAAAGCAUCAGAUGUGACAUUCAGAGAAGAGUACCACCUAACCCCAAAAGAUGGUUACCUUAGAAGCCAAACCAUGUUGCUUAAUGGUAAUCCACUAGAGCUAACUAAUGGUGGAGAAAUUCCAAGGUUGGAUCCAGUUAGGAGUAAUGUACAUUCACCAAUACACAUAGAUCCUUUAUCCAUUGUGUUUAUUGUGUACCCUAACUUUGAUGCUCCAGCUUGUGCUGUUGAACAUAAAAAAUCUUUAAUAUAAUUUUUUUUUAACAAAAGAAAACCUUGUAGAUUAGGUAUUAGCACAUUAGGACUUCCUAAUCCAUUGUAAGUGGCAUAAUAAGAAAAUUUGUUCCAUUUCAAUAG
Messenger RNA from Arachis duranensis, 2006 nucleotides. RefSeq names its product heparanase-like protein 2. Gene Ontology annotation, molecular function: beta-glucuronidase activity. The record is from RefSeq and is a predicted model, not a curated record. Bases 253 to 1902 code for a protein of 549 amino acids. The transcript is spliced from 10 exons. Gene Ontology annotation, cellular component: plant-type cell wall; membrane. Lineage: Eukaryota; Viridiplantae; Streptophyta; Magnoliopsida; Fabales; Fabaceae.